This is a messenger RNA of Venustampulla echinocandica, 1521 nucleotides long. RefSeq lists its product as uncharacterized. Gene Ontology annotation, molecular function: DNA-binding transcription factor activity, RNA polymerase II-specific; transcription cis-regulatory region binding; zinc ion binding. NCBI's taxonomy places the organism in Eukaryota, Fungi, Ascomycota, Leotiomycetes, Helotiales, Pleuroascaceae. Gene Ontology annotation, biological process: positive regulation of transcription by RNA polymerase II. The transcript has 2 exons. Gene Ontology annotation, cellular component: nucleus. The record is from RefSeq and is a predicted model, not a curated record. Bases 1 to 1521 code for a protein of 506 amino acids.
AUGAUCUCUACACUUCGACUAGUAUCUCGACUUAGAACUUCCAGCGGUUGUUUCGUGUGUCGAAAGCGCCGGAAGAAAUGCGACGAGAGUACACCACGGUGUGCAGGCUGUGUCCGGAACAACUUCAAAUGCGUGUGGCCUGCGCCAGAGAGCGUUGGAGUAAAGGAUGCUUCGUCGACAGCUACUAUUACUAUUAGCCCAAGCCCAGCCGACUCCAACUCGCCCUUUGCAGACGACUCUAGCAAAGUUGGGCGAGUGCGCUCCCCGAUGUAUGGCCUACCAUGGAUCAGAACAUCUAUGGAUCAUUAUCUGUCAAUUUACUUCAGGGAUAGAUUCAUGACAGGUGUUUUUAGACCGAAUGCCCACCCCGCUUUUCAGGAUCCAGGGUAUUUGAUCUUGGUUAGCGCACAAAUGAGUACGACCAUGGGCGCUUUUUUAGCUACGGCGGCGAUGCAUGCAUCAUGGGCAAAUCCAAAGUUCAGGCGACCUGCGAUAAGGUACUACAAUUCUGUACUUGCAGGUUUACGAAAGUCUAUUGCAGAAGGAGCAGCAAAAGGAGGCGAAGAUUGGCUGCUUUUGGCAACUAACCUUUUGGUAUUAUUUGAGAUAAAUAAAGGAUGGAAUACCGGUCACAAUCCUUUAGGAGCCGCCCCACAUCUUGACGGCCUGGCGCACAUUCUAAAGAUCAGAAUUGGCGAAGAAUCCAAGAAGCCCCAGGAAUUUGUUCAUCUCCAGAACAAAAUAUCCGCAGAAUCAUUCGUGUUGUGGUCCUCGUUCCUCUCUCUUUUCUAUUCGGAAAUUGAUCGUGUUGGUGAUACUAUCAAUUGGAAUGACUUGAAUAUCUACCUCGAUCGUGAUGUAUUCCCCGAUGCUUCGAUAUCUUCCAACUCGCCUCUUCUCGUGUUAGACUGGAAAUUACAUGGAACGAUCUUCGAGAUCAGCCGACUCAGCCAUAAAGUGCCUUUAGAAACCUCGAGUUAUGUUCGUGGGAGGGAGCUGGAGACGGAGCUUAUUCGUCGAGAGAAGGAUGUUCGCUUCGAGAUACCGAAUUACGCAUCUCCGGGACAAACUCAGGAUGUGCUACAGCAAAUACUUCUCUAUAUCUUGGCCACUCAGAUCUUGGUUUUCAAAACCUUGAGACCCGAGACUCGUACAUGUAAUCCGAGAAUCCGGGAAAUUGUUACCGAGGCCAUGGCGGCAAUAAGCCGUAUCGAAAUCGAAGCUAAAACUAAUUGUGGUCCUUAUUUCUGCUGGCCACUAGCUAUUCUCUCUUGUGCAGUAGAGUCAAAGGCGAAUAUAUCGUCGCUGAGAGACGCGCUGAAGAAGGUAUGGCUCGUAUCGUACUGUGGCGAAGUGCAGCGGGUCAGAAAUGCGACAGAAGUCUUUUGGCAGAAGGUCGACGUAGAAAAAGGAGAGGAUGAUUUUAACCUGCUAGAUAUAUUGAUUUAUCAGGGUGGGAUGUUCAAACAUCCAUCUAUGGUGACGGAAUGGGGGAAGUCGCUGUACGAUCGAAACUGUUGA